UGAAUUUACAUCUCCUACGAAAAAAGAAAUUAACUUAUAUAUAGUCACAUAAGUGUCACUUAUCAGAAAUUGCAGGAUGGCUGAAAAAUCUGGAUGUGGUGAAUUACAACAAUUAGUUCAAGAAGAGGAAUGCGAAGAACCAUUAAGUCAAGGUGGAGAAGCUACACCACCUUCUACACCAGCAAGGUCUCAUCAUCCAAGUAAAAAUGAUACACAUAGUUCUCAUAUAUCGCAACAAGUCUUAUGGGAGACUAAUGUCCAAACUUCACCAAUUGUUAGUAAAGGAAGUUCAGGUCAAGCAACAAGUCAAGGAUCUAUGGUUUCUGGACGUGCUGUGAAUCUUUCAAAUCAUGGAAAUCAGUCUCGUUUAAUGUAUAUGAAUGAAAAAGAAAAACAAAGGCCAAAUCGAACAGAACUAACAAAAAUUAAUCGGCAACAUAGAGUUAUGACACCAUGCAAACAUCAUUGCUUUUUGUCAGAGGUUCCCGAUGUUCGACGCAUGGAACAAGCUUUAUUACAACUUUUAGAAGAUUUUCAUAGUGGAAAUUUACGAGCAUUUGGAAAAGAUUGUAGCAUGGAGCAAAUGACAGAAAUACGAGAACAACAAGAGCAAUUAGCUAAACUUCAUUUUGAGUUAGGUCAAAGACAAGGAAUUGGUGGAGAGCAAUCAGGUCUUCGACAUUCGAGUGCUAAUAUGGACAGUUUGUUAGAAUGUCUUCAAGAACUCAGUGUUGGUAUUGAGAAAUUACAUAGUAAAUAA
This is a messenger RNA of Eufriesea mexicana, 760 nucleotides long. RefSeq names its product coiled-coil domain-containing protein 28A. Bases 77 to 760 code for a protein of 227 amino acids. The transcript has 5 exons. The record is from RefSeq and is a predicted model, not a curated record. NCBI's taxonomy places the organism in Eukaryota, Metazoa, Arthropoda, Insecta, Hymenoptera, Apidae.